This is a messenger RNA of Drosophila subobscura, 2435 nucleotides long. It is a transcript of the gene SppL, whose product is annotated as signal peptide peptidase-like 3. The record is from RefSeq and is a predicted model, not a curated record. Gene Ontology annotation, molecular function: aspartic endopeptidase activity, intramembrane cleaving. Lineage: Eukaryota; Metazoa; Arthropoda; Insecta; Diptera; Drosophilidae. Gene Ontology annotation, cellular component: Golgi-associated vesicle membrane; cytoplasmic side of endoplasmic reticulum membrane; lumenal side of endoplasmic reticulum membrane. The transcript is spliced from 7 exons. Gene Ontology annotation, biological process: membrane protein proteolysis. The coding region runs from base 505 to 1806 and encodes 433 amino acids.
AAACUGCAACAAACAAACACAACAAAUAAAAAGCAAAACGGAAGUAUAAAAUGGCUGUCUUAUUUGGUUUCUGGCAGCAAGAAUAUAAUAUUUAAUUAUAUUAACACGAAAAAGCAGUGACUGUGAAAAUGUGCUUUGAACGUGGCUUUGGAGCACAAAGGCCCACCGAGAAAAUGUAGAAGUGGCUAUUCGGUGUUGAUUCUAUUCUCGCAGAUAGAAAAUCGGUGCAAAGGAAAAAACAAAAAUACAUUCAAACACACGAAUGUAAAUUUAAAGGCAAAAUUUCGAGAGCAGAAGCGGGAAGAGAGGACACACCACACCACGCGAUAAAGAUAAACUCUCGGGGUCUCCCAGGUCAAACCGCACUGAUACGGAUACUAAUACCACUGAUAAGGAACAGCUACAGGCCACGGUGACUCUGCGGAGGAGCUACUUCUAACCGCCGAAUAACCAGGUAGAGCGGUCGACUCGGCCGCCGAGUUUAUCAGCGAUCCAGGGGGGAGCAUGUCGCACGGCAGCGUCGGUGGAAGUGGCGGCAGUCUGGGCGCGCAAACGGUGGGUGCCGGCAGCAUUGGUGGCGGUGCAGCGGCAGCAGCAGCGGCAGCGGGCGGCGGCAACGGUGAAUACCGGGAACUCCACUGGACAGUGUCGAGCGUGAUGGACUCAUCACGCGUCUCCACCUGCCUCAUCUCGAUGCUGCUGAUUGUGUACGGCAGCUUCCGGAGUCUCAACAUCGAGCAGGAGGCACGCGAGCGGGAGCAAAAGAAGCGCAAUGAGUCCACGACGAAUCUCCUCACUGGGGAGCAUGUCGAAAAGGAGCCAAGCUCUCUGUGCUUCUUUACAGCAGAUAAAUUCGCCACACUAGAUACGAUGCAUGCCCUGUGUCUACCCCUAGGCGCCUCAAUAUCACUGCUCAUCAUGUUCUUCUUUUUCGAUUCGAUGCAGCUGCUCUUUGCCGUGUGUACAGCAAUCAUUGCCACCGUGGCGCUGGCCUUUCUGCUUCUGCCCAUGUGCCAGUAUAUUAUGCGUCCCUGCACGGACGGCAAACGUUUCUCCUUUGGCGUUUGUGGCCGCUUCACGGGCGCAGAGCUCUUUAGCUUCAUGCUGUCUGUGUCGAUUGUAUGCGUUUGGGUUCUAACCGGCCACUGGCUGCUGAUGGAUGCAAUGGGCAUGGGUCUGUGUGUGGCCUUUAUAGCGUUCGUGCGAUUGCCCAGCUUGAAGGUGUCGACGUUACUGUUGACCGGCCUGCUCAUCUAUGACGUCUUCUGGGUAUUCCUCUCCUCGUACAUCUUCAGUACGAACGUAAUGGUCAAGGUGGCCACGCGACCCGCCGAGAAUCCCGUUGGUAUAGUGGCGCGCAAAUUGAAUUUGGGCGGCAUUGUUCGAGACACACCGAAACUGAAUUUGCCGGGCAAACUGGUUUUCCCCAGCAUACACAAUACGGGCCACUUCUCAAUGCUCGGCCUGGGCGAUGUGGUGAUGCCCGGCCUCCUACUUUGCUUUGUGCUGCGCUAUGAUGCCUACAAAAAGUCACAGGGCGUCACCUCGGAUCCCACUCUAUCAACGCCAAGAGGUGUGGGCUCUAGGCUAACAUAUUUUCAUUGUUCCUUAUUGGGCUAUUUUUUGGGUCUGCUAACGGCCACGGUCAGCUCGGAGGUGUUUAAAGCAGCACAGCCAGCGCUGCUGUAUUUGGUGCCCUUUACGUUAUUGCCAUUGCUGCUGAUGGCCUAUCUAAAGGGCGACCUGCGGCGCAUGUGGAGCGAGCCGUUUAUCACGCACCCACCAUCAAAACAACUGGAAGUCUGAGUGUGUACUCUUUUCUACAAACAGCAACAAGAACAACAAAACCACAAAAAGUAACGUCAAACACAAACCCCACACACACACACACACACACACACACACACACACCCACACCCAUAAGAAAAUCCAUUUACUAAACAAUUUCGUCUCUAAAAUAACAUAUUGAGUAUGUAUUUUUUAAUUAUUCUGUACUAAGUUUCGUUCUAAUUUAGGUGAUACUCGUUUUUCAUAGUGAAAUAAAAUGCAAAAAAUCGAGUAAUUAUAGUUUCUAGCAUUCAUUUCAAUUGGAUUCGAAAACACAGCAAUCAAUCCAUGCAGAUAAUUAGGCAAGAAUAGAUCCAGCCUACAGUUCAUAGGCUUUACCACAUAUAAUAUCAUAAUUAUAGCCGAUAGCGAGAUACUACAAGCAAGGAAAAGUGUUUGGGACUCGUGUUCUUAAAUAGAGAGUCGUCCCUCGGGUAGAUAAUUGAGAACCAGUAUUGCCGUUCUGUAAAUACUUAAGUAUAAAAACAAAACAAAAACCAAAUUUGCAUACAUAAAAAUGAUAAAUGAAAUUCUUGAGAUAAGGAAACCACCAUGCAACAAAUAAUAGUCUGUAAGCUCGCCUUCACACACACACACACAUUUCAUUU